AUGGUGGAUGUUAGGAGGAUGAAUGAUAGGCUAAUGACUAUUAAGCUAGUAGUUGGUGGGGUCACUUUUAACGUAACUAGUGUUUAUGCGCCACAGGUGGUCUUGGGCGAGGAGGUCAAAAGGCGCUUCUUGGAUGAUUUGGAUAAGGUUGUGCAUGGUAUUCCACGCUCCGAGAAGCUCGUUAUAGGGGGUGAUUUUAAUGGCCAUAUUGCGGUUACUGUUAGGGGUUAUGAUGAGGUGCAUGGCGCGUUCGGUUUCGGAGUUAUGAAUGAGGGCAGUACCUCAUUGUUGGAUUUUGCUAAAGCUUUUGACUUGGUAUUAGCUAAUUCGUGUUUCCAGAAGUGGGAGGAGCAUUUGGUCACUUUCUGGAGUAAGGUAGCCAGGACUCAGAUUGAUUAG
Nicotiana tabacum (common tobacco) is the source of this 399-nucleotide messenger RNA. NCBI's taxonomy places the organism in Eukaryota, Viridiplantae, Streptophyta, Magnoliopsida, Solanales, Solanaceae. The record is from RefSeq and is a predicted model, not a curated record.